This is a messenger RNA of Drosophila willistoni, 1738 nucleotides long. RefSeq names its product beta-1,3-galactosyltransferase 6 (gene beta3GalTII). Gene Ontology annotation, biological process: glycosaminoglycan biosynthetic process. Gene Ontology annotation, cellular component: membrane. The record is from RefSeq and is a predicted model, not a curated record. The transcript has a single exon. Gene Ontology annotation, molecular function: UDP-galactosyltransferase activity. NCBI's taxonomy places the organism in Eukaryota, Metazoa, Arthropoda, Insecta, Diptera, Drosophilidae. Bases 92 to 1249 code for a protein of 385 amino acids.
UUGUUUUUCUUCCACUGAAUGGAGUCCACUCCAAUUAUUCAAUUUGUUAUUUAAGCCCAACAAUAAUAUUUGGCCAAGAUCAACUACAAAAAUGCGGCGUCAAAACAAUUUAGUGACACUCUUUACUGCCAUUACCGCCUUUUUCUUUGGGAGUUUUAUAACGAAAAUCCUGAAUUCCGUGGACAAGUGCCCGGCUAAUAGAAGUGGGAGUAAAUUGGAGCCACAUCCAGAUAUAUUUCUUGUCGUACUCAUACUAAGUGCUCCCAGCAAUGUAGAACAUCGCGAUGCCAUGCGAGAGACUUGGCUGCGCCUGGGUCAGCCGUUGCAGCUUCCCUAUUACCCCGAGGAACAGGUCUAUAUGCCGGCAUAUGACCAACGUGGUGGCCACUUGCAAAUGGAAAUGGUGACUCAGCAGGCAACGCGUCUGCGCGAGUUUAUCAACUGGCAGGAGAAACUCUUGCAGCACCCUCCGCCGGUAACACAAAGGAAGAUUAUUGUGAAGCAUUUGUUCGCCAUUGGCACACAACAAAUGCCCAGCAAUCUGAGAGAUCAGAUCCAGAGUGAGCAAAAGCAACAUAAGGAUCUACUUCUGCUGCCGCAUUUACAUGAAAGCUAUCGAAACCUAACAGGGAAACUACUCCAGGCGAUUGAAGGAGUGAUCCAACAAUAUGAUUUCUCAUAUCUAAUUAAAGUGGACGACGAUACCUACGUCAAGUUGGACCACUUGCUUAACGAACUGGUCUCCUACGAUCGAAAGCUAUUGCGCAAGACCAUGGACUAUGGCAGCGAGCCACUACCUCAAUUGUAUUGGGGCUACUUUAAUGGUCGCGCCAACAUAAAGACCAAAGGCCAGUGGAAAGAGCCCAACUAUGUUUUGGGCAAGAACUAUAUAACCUAUGCCCUGGGUGGCGGAUACGUAUUGUCUCGUAAACUUUGCGAGCAUGUGGUGAAUAACUCCCAUCUGCUGUCUCAUUAUACAUCGGAAGAUGUGUCCAUGGGCACCUGGUUGGCUCCACUGCGCAAUGUUUAUCGCUGGCAUGAUCCUCGUUUUGAUACGGCCUACAUGGCCCGUAAGUGCCAAUCGUAUCAUUUGGUCUUGCACAAAAGAACUCCUCAAAUGAUGAGAGAUCUCUACGGGGGGAAUCUUUGUGCGCCUGAGAAAAAUGUAAUGGGAGCAAAUCGUUUGUUGGAAUACUACUACGAUUGGACCCGCACAUCUGAUAAAUGCUGCGAUAGUUUGGUGGUUUAAACGGUUAUCCACACCGAAAUGUAAAUAGGAUAAUUAUAGACGAACUUCAAAAUAAUUUUACCAUUAAUUUAUAACCAAUUCGAACCAAAGAAUCUAGAUCUUAAGUAGAGUUGCCACUUACCUGUGUUUAAUCAGCCAUUCAACACGGUCGUCCGUCUCAAUGAGACUAGCCACUACGAUAUCCUUGGGAGCGACGAUAUAAUAACGAUUCUCUUCGAUCAAACAGCCGAGGCUAUAAUCAUUAACUGUGUACUCCUCAAAGCCCCGUAAUGUUAAGCUAUCCGUGCAGAUUUCCUCGCUACUGUUCAUUUUAUAUUCAAUGACGCAGAGCACUGGACGAAGGGCCUUGUAGGUGGCACUGCGCUGCUUCCGAUAGCCCAGCACCACCAAUUGGCUUGAGGCCAGUGGAGCCAGGCCACAAAUGUAGAAUGUAGUUUGAAAAGUUGAGACUGCAACAAGAAAAUAAACAAAUAAAUUUAAACAACUAAA